GGGAUAAAUAAAAGUACGGACUCUUUUUCUCUCUCUAAACCAAACCCUUAAUAAACCCCUCCAUACGCCCUUGCCACAUCUAUUGCAUGCUUUUUGUUCGGUUCCUCAUCCCUCCUCCCUUUUUCUCCUCUUCCCCGAAACAGAAUCAAACACCUAUAUAUAUAUAUAUAUAUCAUCUCUCUGUAACGAUUCUACAUAUACAUAUACAUAUAUAGAGAGAGAAGAGCAACAAGAAGAAGAAGAUAUCAUUUUUUCAUGGCUGUUGAGGCUCGGCACCUCAACAUCUUCCCUUCUCAAAUCAUCGGCAACAGGGAAAUCAUGAACGGAACAGAAAACAACGUGAUUAAUGCCUACAACAAUCUGAUCGGAUACGGAUUGCCUCCGUUAUCUGGGACGACGACAGAGACUCUGCUCCCGCUGUAUAACAAUAACUCGGCCAUGAAAUCCGACAGCGGUCUUUCCUACGCCAUUCCAUCGGUUUCUAGAAAACGCACGAGAGAUUCGAUUAAUCCACUGAUUUCCUUCCCCAACAGCCAGAUUUACAACCAAAGCAACAAUCGAUGCAACUCUUUCACCUUCCUUGGCGAAGACGUCUCGUUGCAGAUCCAUCAACAGCAGUUGGAGAUCGAUCGCUUCAUUGCCCAACAUACGGAGAAGGUGAGACUAGAGAUGGAGGACAGGCGGAAGAGGUAUUCUCGGAGGAUUAUAGCGGCGGUGGAGGAAGGAGUUGUGAAGAGAUUGAGAGCCAAGGAAGAAGAGAUAGACAAGAUUGGGAAGUUGAAUUGGGCGCUGGAAGAAAGAGUGAAGUCGCUUUUUGUCGAGAACCAGAUAUGGAGAGACUUGGCCCAGUCGAACGAGGCCACGGCCAACGCUCUCAGAACCAACCUUGAACAAGUACUCGCGCACGUCAACGACGAGCAGCAGAACCUCGCCGGCGCGUUGGACCAAGCGCCGCCGGCGCGGGCGGAUAUGACAGACGACGCGGAGUCGUGCUGCGGCAGCAAUUACGAGGACAAGGGGAGUGUUGAAUGCGGAGGUGGUGGGAGUGGAAAUGAGAGGCUGUGCAGGAAGUGUGGGAAGGUGGAGUCGUGCGUGUUGCUGUUGCCGUGCAGGCAUCUCUGUCUCUGUGCUGUUUGUGGGUCGUCGGUUCAUGCUUGCCCCGUCUGUAACGCCGUCAAGAACGCCAGUUUGCACGUUAUCAUGCCCUCUUGAACUUUAUCCAGAAAAAGAAAA
This is a messenger RNA of Rhododendron vialii, 1233 nucleotides long. Its product is annotated as probable BOI-related E3 ubiquitin-protein ligase 2. Gene Ontology annotation, molecular function: ubiquitin-protein transferase activity. The coding region runs from base 256 to 1212 and encodes 318 amino acids. The transcript has 3 exons. Gene Ontology annotation, biological process: regulation of programmed cell death. Lineage: Eukaryota; Viridiplantae; Streptophyta; Magnoliopsida; Ericales; Ericaceae. The record is from RefSeq and is a predicted model, not a curated record.